CCAGCAGUCUGGAUUAGCUGUCCACGUAAUUUUGUUGAAAAUUCGUCAAAUAUCACAAUGAUACGGUUGAAAAAUAUGCUGUGACGUUGCCAAACUCGAACUGUAAACACGGAGCAGGCAAUAUUUCCAACUACUAUUUUUAUAGUUUUGUAAUCUUGUUUAGCAAAGCAGUUAGCUAGCUUCCUGGCUGCCGUUAGCCUAGCUAACUAACCUUUGUCAAAUUGUAAUGGCAAGUGCUACUAGUAGCGAGGCUAUUUAAUUCGCUAGUUAACUAGCUAACGUGACCUCGUGGUGAACAUUUAAUUUCAGAGGAAGGACGUGGACGAUUUCAGAAAUUCAUUUUCCGCUACAGCAUUUAGCUAGCUGCUUCAACCAUUCCUGAAGGAUUCAAGAUGGAUGAGGACUUUGGUGGGCCAUCGCCAUCCUGCUCCACUGAACCCCAACCAACACCGUCACUAGGUCCUGACGGUAACCACGGUGACCGGGACUACACACCACAGGGGCAGGGUUACCCUGGAGGCCUUGACGGCUUCAGUGAAAUACCUAGAUUUAACAUCGUAGUCAAAGAGGAGGAGGAGGAAGAAGAUUUAGAGGAGUGGAGUUUUAAUUAUACAGGAGAGAGUCCUAACCCCAGCUCUAGUGAUGAGGCAUCAGGAGUAGCUGAACAACACCAGGAGAGUCACACCGCUAAGAAGACUUUUUACCGCUGCCCGGAGUGUGGGAAAGAGUUUCCUCACCCAUCAAAACUACAGACACAUCUGAGAACACACACAGGAGAGAAACCAUAUCCUUGCUCUGUGUGCGGGAAGCGAUUCAGUGAUACAGGGACCCUCAAAACACAUGAGAGGUUGCACACAGGAGAGAAACCGUACACCUGCCCGGAAAAGGACUGUUGGAAGAGGUUUGUCAGCCAAGGAGAGUUAAAACUACACCAUCGGACACACACCGGAGAGAAACCUUGCCACUGCUCUGUGUGUGGGAAGAGUUUCUCACGUAUGUGGCACUUGAAGGUCCACAUGAUGACGCACGCCGGAGAGAAGCAGAGACUCAGCAUGAAGAAACCUUUCCCAUGCUCUGAGUGUGAGAGGGGCUGCAACUCUGCAGCAGAGCUCAAGAUGCACCAGAGGAUGCACACUGGUGAGAGACCUUACCAGUGUUCCACCUGCAAAAAGACCUUUGUUUUCCCAAGCUCUUUAACAAGACAUGAGCAAUCCCAUAUUAGCGAAGCGAAUAGUACCGCCAAGCCGUACAGCUGCUCAGAAUGUGGGAAGGAAUUCACUCAGCCAUGGACCUUAAAGAUACACAUGCGCCAGCACACCGGAGAGAAACCGUACCACUGCUCUCAGUGCGAGAAGAGGUUCUCAUCUUCGUCACUCCUUAAAAGACACCAGAGGGUUCACACCGGAGAGAAACCAUUCCAGUGCUCCGACUGCGGGAAGAGUUUCUCCUCGUCAACGAAUAGAACUAGUCACCGUCGUCGUAUCCAUGAAGGUAUACAGAGUAGGUCACAGCAGCAGGAGGUGACCUCUGUGGAUGGUACCAAUAAGGCUUGUGUUGACCAAAACAACCAGGUUGAACCCACAGCUGUAGAGGAGUCUGGUCUCAGUCUAGUACUGGAUGUCAAAGUCAAAGAAGAGGAGGAAGAUCCUGCUUUUGCAGAGAGACCUGACCAUUCCUCUGACAGUGAGGAGAGUCCCUCUACAUUAGCAGAACCUGACCAACACCAGGAGAGCAACAAAGCUCUGGGCCCUCACAUCUGUUCAACGUGUGGAAAAGAACUAUCCAGCUCCUAUAAACUAAUGCUACACCAGAGAACACACACAGGAGAGAAGCCUUACGAGUGUAUGGUGUGUGGGAAGGGCUUCUCCCAAGCCGCAAACCUCUAGACGCACCAGAAAGUGCACAGUGGAGAGAA
Messenger RNA from Salvelinus namaycush (lake trout), 1915 nucleotides. RefSeq names its product zinc finger protein 664-like. Lineage: Eukaryota; Metazoa; Chordata; Actinopteri; Salmoniformes; Salmonidae. Gene Ontology annotation, biological process: negative regulation of transcription by RNA polymerase II; regulation of cytokine production; regulation of immune system process. The coding region runs from base 393 to 1886 and encodes 497 amino acids. Gene Ontology annotation, cellular component: nucleus. The record is from RefSeq and is a predicted model, not a curated record. The transcript has 5 exons. Gene Ontology annotation, molecular function: DNA-binding transcription activator activity, RNA polymerase II-specific; RNA polymerase II cis-regulatory region sequence-specific DNA binding.